Micropterus dolomieu (smallmouth bass) is the source of this 931-nucleotide messenger RNA. RefSeq names its product adenosine 5'-monophosphoramidase HINT3-like. Lineage: Eukaryota; Metazoa; Chordata; Actinopteri; Centrarchiformes; Centrarchidae. The transcript is spliced from 5 exons. The coding region runs from base 50 to 505 and encodes 151 amino acids. Gene Ontology annotation, molecular function: catalytic activity. The record is from RefSeq and is a predicted model, not a curated record.
UUUACAGUGGUGAGCUCAUAGCGUACCAAAGACAACUUUCAAAACAGAAAUGGGGACGCAGGACUCUUCUGGGAGCAAAUAUUGUCCUUUCUGCCAAAUAGCGAACAGCCAGGCUGACACAGAAAUCCUGCUCAGCAAUGACGAGCUACUUUGUUUUCGUGACAUGAAGCCUGGCGCCACACACCACUACCUCGUUGUCACCAGGACGCACAUCGACAACUGCAAACGUCUCCAGGAGGACGACCUACCUCUAGUGGAGCGGAUGGUGGAUAUGGGAAUGAGGAUACUGGAGAAGAAUAAAGUCAGUGACCUAGAUGACGUCAGGAUGGGGUUUCACCUGCCUCCAUUCUCAUCUGUCCCCCACCUCCACCUCCACGCUCUGGCUCCAGCCAGUAAGAUGAACUUCAGGUCGCUGCUUCACUACGGGCCGCAGUCUCACUGGUUCAUCACAGUGAGUGAUGUCUUGGAUGUGUCUCGGGUUGUGGUGGUGAGACAGAGCAGGUAGACAAAGUGCUCUCUCAGCUGAAGACCCGAGGCAAGGUCAAAUGAAGCGGCAUGAGAGUCUGAAAGUGUCAUCUUUUAUGCCGACAAGCUAUUUCUUUCAUGUCAUUUUGCCUCACUGAGUGCAAUUUCAAAUCAGUUUUCCAUCUGACUUGAUAUUUUUGUGUUAAUGACUUAUAAUGAUGUAUAAGUAGUUCAUGCUGCUUGCUAAUUUUAGUUGUGGAGAAAAGUGGGAAAAGGGCUCUUUCGGUGGAAGCAAGUCCCUUUCAAAGAACUUUUUUUUAAAAAGUCCUAUCAAAUGACCUUUACAUUUCCCGCGAUUGAAUACUGACUAUGGCUUACUGUAAAAGCAGUUACGUCUGGCUGUGAAGGUAAUAAUGAUGCUGUGUGUGAUGUGUGUGCACAGACAGUGAAAUACUUUGGCAACACU